Molecule: messenger RNA, 807 nt
Organism: Nicotiana attenuata
Lineage: Eukaryota; Viridiplantae; Streptophyta; Magnoliopsida; Solanales; Solanaceae
Exons: 2
Coding region: 1-807 (268 amino acids)
Source: RefSeq, a predicted model, not a curated record
AUGGACAUUCCUCAGGGGUUUGCUAGCCAGAGAGGGAGUAAUAAAGUCUGCAAACUACAUAAGUCUAUAUAUGUCCUUAAGCAGGCUCCAAGACAGUGGAAUAGAAAGCUGACUGAUCCACUCCUACACCUAGGCUCCACUCGAAGACAUUUUGACUAUUCCCUAUACACAAAGCACAUACACGAUAAGCUGGUUAUAGUGUUAGGCUAUGCAGAUGAUCUUCUUGUAAUUGGAAGUUGUAAUGAUUUAAUCUUGAAGACAAUAAAUGACCUAAAGCUAAAGUUUAAAAUGAAGGAUUUGGGAGAGAUUAAGUUCUUCCUAGGCAUAGAAUUUGUCAGAUCAGACAAAGAGAUUGUAAUGAGUCAAAGAAAGUAUGCCCUGGAACAAAUUACAAAAAUGGCGCUUGGAGGUGCUAAGCCUGCUGGUGCACCACUUAAAAUUAACUUGAAGUUAACUUUUGAUAAGUAUGACUGUUUUGAUAACAAUGAUGACAAAACUGAGGACAAGCUACUCACUAAUGCAGUAUCAUAUCAAAGGCUUUUAGGUGCUUGCCAAUUCUUGCAUAAGCUGAAGCAGUCACAUAUAGAACCUGCACUAAGGGUGGUAAUAUAUAUCAAAGUUGCACCUGGACUUGAUCUGUUGAUGCCAUCUGAAGGAUCAGAAAAGCUACAAACUUUAUGUAACUCAGACUAUGGAGGAUGCCUACAAAGUAGAAGAUAUGUCACUCGCUAUCUACUGAGGCUUGGCAAUGUUCUUGUAUCCUGGAAUUCUAAGAAGCAAGACAUGUUGCUAGAAGCUCAGCAGUAG